AUGGGACUGCCUUUAUUCAUCACGCCGGUCGAGCCUGAGGUCUCUUCCAAGGCAGCCGAAAAGAUCGCAUCAGGCCCAAGGUCAUCGAUUCGAAGACAGCGAACACUGCGAGGACCACAUGCGCGUCUGACAUCUGAAGCGCGUAGGCGCAGAAUAUUGGGCAUGAUGCCCGAGGCUGAACCUGAAGAAUUUGAGGUCUCCGAAGGCCAACAAGCAAAUAUCUCAGAUCUGCCAUCCUCAGUCCCCGUCGCGUCGCGAGUUUGGCGCGAUGCACUCAGCUUCGAAAGACAACAUCCACCGAAUUCGGACAUCGAUGGUCCAUUAAUGCCACCAGUUCCCGAGUCGAGAGACUAUUCCUUUGCCGAAGAACGCCAGAGAGAAAUACACAGGCUGCGACAAGUCAGACAAGACCUGCGAAGAAUGGCACGCAGGCAUCCUGCCCCAACACCGCCAUAUACCGAUAGCGAUUUGGCAUUUCUAGCCCGAACGGAUUCUCCACGAUUGUCUUCUUCUAUGACCCCAGUCCUAUCACCAUCCCGCCACACUUCAACCGGAGACUCGUUCUCCCCACCACGCCGUUCCUUCGAGGACGCAGAGUUCAGUUUUACCUCCGUCAGGGGACCUUUUACGGAUUCAAUGGGAAGAUCAUCUGCAUCACUCUCGGAGAGAGUACGAUCUUUGAACCAAACCGCAAGCAAUAUUGAGAGAUCGCGGCGACUGAUUCGUCAGGCGCGCCUGGACGGGCUUGGGGAUCGAGACAGAAGCAUGAGCCCCGAAGGAGGCGCUGCGUGGGAUACUCUCCUUACAAGCAUUACACCCGACCCACAGCCACCAAGUGUAGGGUCCUCAUUUGCCUCUACAUCCGCCGCUGCAGCCGCGACAUCAUCCUCGGCAUCUGGACCGUCUUCCGGUUCAGCCUCAGCCUCUGCCAGCACUUCAAUGACAAGUCCCGACCGUGUUGGGGACCAUGAAUGUGAUAUAUCGGACUCGGAAUCAAAUACCGAGGACGAAGAGGAAGACAUUUACGAACUACAAGAGUUCAAUGGAAGCAGAAGAGGUGAUCGCUUCUGGAGGACCUAUGCUGAUGUCGUCACUACGAGAGCAGACAGAGCAGGAAGACAAGAUACUGAUCUUGGAGGAAUGCAUAGAAUCAUCUCCCGGCUGGCCCGAAGAGACGAAAUCCCGGACAAUUGGUGGACCUCAGCAGGACUGAGCAGAAACCUUCGUCGGGAACCAACGAACUGA
Cadophora gregata is the source of this 1245-nucleotide messenger RNA. RefSeq lists its product as uncharacterized. The coding region runs from base 1 to 1245 and encodes 414 amino acids. Lineage: Eukaryota; Fungi; Ascomycota; Leotiomycetes; Helotiales; Ploettnerulaceae. The record is from RefSeq and is a predicted model, not a curated record. The transcript has 3 exons.